This is a messenger RNA of Vavraia culicis subsp. floridensis, 309 nucleotides long. RefSeq lists its product as uncharacterized. The record is from RefSeq and is a predicted model, not a curated record. The transcript has a single exon. NCBI's taxonomy places the organism in Eukaryota, Fungi, Microsporidia, Pleistophoridae. The coding region runs from base 1 to 309 and encodes 102 amino acids.
AUGAGAAUGGUAAAGUAUACACUAGAAAUGUUGUAUACAAUGAACUACUGCAAUGAAAGUAAAUUUAUUGAUUUUGUAACUAUACAACAAUUAAUAGAAAGGAAUGACCUGAUGUUGCAGUUAUAUUCAAAAGCGCUAUUUUGGUAUACUAUUCAUUCAUCACCCAUUUUGAUAAAUGGGAUAGCACAGCUAGUCUUUUAUAAAACGGCAUUUUGUGGUUCUCUUUGUUUCAGUUCUUACGAUUUUAUCGUUACGUAUCUCAACAGAACACAUAACACAACCGAGGAGGAUUAUAAGAAGGACAUUUGA